This is a messenger RNA of Vicia villosa (hairy vetch), 513 nucleotides long. Its product is annotated as gibberellin-regulated protein 14-like. Bases 1 to 513 code for a protein of 170 amino acids. The record is from RefSeq and is a predicted model, not a curated record. NCBI's taxonomy places the organism in Eukaryota, Viridiplantae, Streptophyta, Magnoliopsida, Fabales, Fabaceae. The transcript has 5 exons.
AUGGCUAUCAAUCUAAACAUCAUAGUGUUGGGUUUAGUUGUGUUUCAUCUGGUACAAAGCAAAGCUCCAUUAACUCCAGCUCCGACUUCAUCUCCAUCUCCGGCUCCAUCUCCAUCUCCAGCUCCGGCUCCAGCUCCAGCAAAUCCAACAACUAAGAAAACUCCAUCAAGUCCUGCAACUCCAACAACCCCGGCGACUCCAUCAAAUCCAGCGACUCCGGACACUCCAGCAACUCCUGCAACUCCAUCAACUCCAGUGACUCCAACAACUCCUACUCCGGUGACUCCUGAUCCAACGGAUGGCACCACAGAAGGCAGUCUUAAACCAGAAGAAUGUGCUCCUAGAUGUGAAGAUAGAUGCGCAAAAACACAUCACAAAAAGCCAUGUUUGUACUAUUGUAAGUACUGUUGUGCCAAAUGCCUGUGUGUACCUCCAGGAACUUAUGGAAACAAAGAAGUAUGUCCAUGCUAUAAUGACUGGAAGAAUAGAGAUGGAGGACCCAAAUGUCCUUGA